AUGAUCAAUGCCUUUCGCCAGACACUCCCUGGAAUCCAGGCCUGGCACGAUAGGUACUACCGCAGCGGCGGCUCGUCCUCGUCCAUUGGCGUCGACGGCACCGUGUACUCGCUCAAUCUCCAGACCCACUCGGAGCGGUCGCUCAAGGACCCACGCAUGGGCUCUGCCGGCCUGUUCACGCUCUCGCACACGGCGUACAGCCAAGAGUGGCACGAGGCGACCGUCGAGCAGGUCCUCUUUCCGCCCUACGACCUCGCCGCUGUGGCCGAGGUCGAGGUCGCUGGCGUCUCCAGCCCCAUUCAUUGGUACGCCUCGACGCCCGACUAUGACUCCGGCCGCACCACUAUCGUCCCGCUCUCCGGUAUCACCGCCAAGGUCGUUUACGCAGACUCAGUCAUCGGCAUGACCCUCCACUCAGUCAUCCCGUCGUACGCCGGCCCAGGCUGGAGUGGUGCCAUCGACGACGCCACAGCUGAGUUCCCAGGCUCCCCGCGCUCUCUCGUUCUCCGCAUCGAGGAUGUGUCCAUGCCACCGCGGCGCGGCUACCCGGAAAUGGUCGGCUUCAACCUUGUCUUUGCCGGUGCCGCCCUCGUCAUCGCCGCAGUCUUCCUCACCUGCCCGCUCAUGUACCUCUGCUACGUUGCCCGCCGCAACAUGGCCCUCAACACCGGCCGCCCGCCUCCGUUCUUUGGCUCGCUCCGUCGGUUCCGCGGCUGGGGCUAA
This is a messenger RNA of Thecamonas trahens ATCC 50062, 723 nucleotides long. RefSeq lists its product as uncharacterized. The transcript has a single exon. The record is from RefSeq and is a predicted model, not a curated record. Bases 1 to 723 code for a protein of 240 amino acids. Lineage: Eukaryota; Apusomonadida; Apusomonadidae.